This is a messenger RNA of Bufo bufo (common toad), 1388 nucleotides long. It is a transcript of the gene NTSR1, whose product is annotated as neurotensin receptor 1. The coding region runs from base 153 to 1388 and encodes 411 amino acids. The transcript is spliced from 4 exons. Gene Ontology annotation, cellular component: plasma membrane. Gene Ontology annotation, molecular function: G protein-coupled neurotensin receptor activity. Gene Ontology annotation, biological process: neuropeptide signaling pathway. The record is from RefSeq and is a predicted model, not a curated record. Lineage: Eukaryota; Metazoa; Chordata; Amphibia; Anura; Bufonidae.
UUCCCGAAGAUCAACCACUGGUGAAGGUUCCAUGCUUGCUGAUGGUCAUCCUUUGUGAAGAUUCAGCUUCUGGAUCUUCUCUCUACACUUAACCAGUUAGAAGCAGUUCAGUUGAACUUGAGCCCAAGACCCUGCUCCAUCCAGGUAUCAUCAUGCGCUUUAACGCAACUCUCCAGGUUCCUCUGGCGGAUGGGAUGCAGUCUCUUCAGGCUCAGGACUCUGUGCUACCCACCACCUUGGACAUGAACAUUACAAACAUCAGCACCCAACAUAUCAUGGCUGAGGGUGACUUAGAUGUUAACACAGACAUCUACUCCAAGAUCCUGGUGACUAUCAUAUACCUAUUCCUCUUUGUAGUUGGCUGCACUGGCAACACUGUUACUGCCUAUACUCUGGUGAGGAAGAAGUCCUUGCAGAACCUGCAGAGCACUGUCCACUACCACCUGGCAAGCCUAGCACUCUCUGACCUCCUCAUACUUCUCCUCAGUAUGCCCAUUGAACUAUACAACUUCAUCUGGGUUCACCAUCCAUGGGCUUUUGGUAACGUAGUGUGCAAAGGCUACUACUUCCUAAGAGACGCCUGCACUUAUGCCACUGCCCUCAAUAUCGCCAGCCUCAGUGUGGAGAGGUACAUGGCCAUUUGUCACCCCUUCAAAGCCAAAAGUAUCAUGUCCAGGAGCCGGACUAAGAAGCUCAUUACGUUUAUCUGGCUGGCAUCUCUUCUCUUGGCUACCCCCAUGAUGUUUACUAUGGGGGAAAUCUAUGGCUUAGGGGUGAACGACCCAGAUCACCUUGUCUGCACCAGGAUUGUGGAAAUGUCUUCAUUCAAGACUGUCAUUCAGGUCAACACCUUCCUCUCCUUCGUGUUUCCAAUGGUUGUUAUCUCCGUCCUGAACACUAUCAUAGCCAACCAACUCAUUAUAAUGGUGAAGCAGGCUCACCAGGAAAACCAGGUGUGCACCAUCGGUGGCCAGCAGACCGUUCUCAGCAUGUCCAUGGAACCCAGCCGCAUCCAGUCUCUAAAUCAUGGUGUCCGAGUUCUACGUGUGGUAGUAAUUGCCUUUGUUGUCUGCUGGCUCCCAUACCAUGUGAGACGUCUCAUGUUCUGCUACAUACCAGACGAACUUUGGACAGAUGAACUCCAUGACUUCUACCACUACUUCUACAUGUUGACCAACGUCCUCUUCUACGUCAGCUCCACCAUCAAUCCAAUACUCUACAACUUGGUAUCUGCAAACUUUCGACAGAUAUUUGUCUCCACCCUCAGUUUUUUAUGCCCACCAUGGAGAAGAAAGAAAAAGCACCAUGGUUUUACCAGGAAGUCCAACAGUAUCUCUAGUACCAACCAUACAUUCUCCACCCAGAUCACCAGGGAGACUCCAUACUGA